UCGUCGUCCGCGGUCUCGCUCAGCUCCGCAACGACGAUUCUCUUCUCGUCUCGUUCUUUUUCCGAUUGUUAUUUCAUCUCUCGUGCUGCGCGGAAGAGCGUCAAGAUUUCAUUUCCCCGUUUGUUGAUUUUCGCAUGUGUUGCGAUGAGUGAGGCGGCGGCGGCGAAGCGAAAGAGUUGGUGACCGUUCCACAAACAACAACAACAGCAGUGUCAGUUAUUAUAUCGUCUGCGCUCGUCGCUUAGAGAUUCGGUGCUGCUCCGUCUUGGUUUCGUUUUGCCUUUUGGGUUCUUUGGCUUUCAACAAUAAUAUAACCGAGAACAUGCAGCAUUUGUCGGAUUUCCCACUCGUCGUGCCCAUAACAUUUUGUUAUCGCGCUACCGAUUGCAGAUUGCAAAACUAAUGGAUUCCGAAUGCUUUGAGUUAUUUCGUGUCCAGCUUCAUUUGCACCGCAGCAGCACUUUCACGGCCUUACACCAGUGGACUUUGUUGACUCCAUCCGCACUGAAUCAACACUAAUAUACCAGCAGCAGCGGAGAGUGUGUCUGUGUGUACAUGAAAGUGAUCGGACGAGUCGUCUUUGGGGACAACCGGAUCGCGUAUAGGGAGAGUGGAGGGGAGCCAGAGGAAGAAUGCAUCCGCUCGUCAUGUCCGUCGUGGAUUUGAUGGCCAGAAAUCUGAGCAAUGCAAUAGGAGGAGGUAGUGGUGCUGGCGAGGGAGAGAGUGUCUUGUAUUUGGAUUCGAUCAACGUCCCGGAAGACGCCGGAAUAAUUGGCUCGGUGGAUGACAGCAGCAGCAGCAGCAUGAGUGGCGUUGGCAAUACUACUACUACUACUGCAGUAUCUGCCGCCGAGCAGCAGGACGGCUUGGCCCGGCUAGGCUCCGGACUGGCCGUCCUAUUGAUGAAUGGCGAAUCGACGUCGAUGAGUGCCGCCAUAUCCCCAACAGACGCCUCAGCGUCGCUGGCCGCCAGCAUGAACUGGAUGUCGCUGGUCGUGGCCGUGGCCCUGUCCGUCAUCGUCCUCCUCACCAUCGGCGGCAAUUUGCUGAUCUUGGCCGCCGUUCUCUUCAACUCCAAUCUGCGAGGUCCCACCCACAUUCUGAUCGCCAAUCUCGCCGUGGCCGACCUGCUCCUGGGAUUCCUCGUUCUACCCUUUUCGGCGACUUUAGAGGUGACGGGCAACUGGUAUUUCGGCCCCAUCUUUUGCGACGUCUGGGCGGCGGUGGACGUCCUCUGCUGCACGGCGUCUAUCAUGUCGCUCUGCGUCAUUUCCGUCGACCGCUACAUCGGCGUGACCCGGCCGCUGAAUUACUAUUCCAUCGUGACGGCCAAGCGCUCCACCGUCCUCUGCCUGAUUGUUUGGAUCUCCUCGUUGUCCAUCAGCAUUGGCCCGCUCUUGGGCUGGAAAGAGCGCAGUGCUGAUUCCUCGUCGACGGGAGCCGGUAAUGAGACGUCCACCGCGUCACCAGCAGCGGCUACCAGCAGCUUACCGACGGCCGGAGUGCUGCUGCUGGACUCGGCCGAACUGCAGGCCUGCAAUGUCAACAAGGAGAAAGCCUAUGUCCUCUUCUCCACCAUCGGCUCCUUUUAUUUGCCUACACUCAUCAUUUUGGCCAUCUAUUGGCGCAUCUACCGGACGGCCGUCAAGCAGACCAAGUUCCUGGAGAGCGGGACCAAGACGGACAAAUCCACUUCGUCGCUCAGUGGCAGUGAAGUUUUAACUUUGCGGGUUCACGUGGGACGUGCCAAUCCCAUGAAAACGGUGGCGACGACGACUGUCGGCCACCAUCACCACCACCACCGCCCGUCGCCCAACAAUCAUCUCCAUGUGGGCAAAGGCCGUUCGGUCCCUCGCCCGUCUGCCUUCGACUCGUCGGCAAACAUCAGUGAUCGAUCCUCCACUUCUUCGCGUAGCAAAAAUAACAAAAAUUGCCGCUCAUCGCCGCAGACGUCACUGCAGCAGCAGCAGCAGCAGCUGGACACUUCGCCACCGCCGCUGAACAGCGAGCUGGCCAAGGACCUCAACGAACUGGCCACUGCCAGCCCUGUAAUCAAAAAGAAAAGCCUGGUGCACCACUUCCAGAGGAAGAAUUCAUCGAGGCGGCCUUCCAGCACGACGACCAGCUCGGUCACGACGACGGCGUCGUCGGGACCCACGUUGACAGUGACGACGACGGCCACUGCGUUUUCCGGGGGCGGCAGUAGCACCGGCUUGUCGGCCAAGAUGUUCAAAUUCCGGCGCCAGAAGAAAGCCGCCAAAACGCUGGGAAUUGUUGUCGGAGCUUUUCUACUCUGCUGGUUCCCCUUCUUCGUCAUUUUACCCGUUGAGGCUUUGUGUUCAACGUGCAACAUCCCAUCGCCGCUGUUUUCCUGCUGCUUCUGGCUGGGCUACUGCAACAGCUGCCUCAACCCGUUCAUCUACGCCAGCACGAGUCGCGAAUUCAAGCGGGCCUUCUCCAAGAUCCUGUGCGGUCGCCGGGGCCGGUCGUCGUCGUCGCAGGCGAGCGCCGGGGCCGCCGCCGGAAGACAUUUCAACCAGCCGCACAUCGCACCGCCGUCUCAUUUCCGCCAGGCCAGCCGGAACCCGUCGGUGGAGAACGUCUCGACGCCAGCCGCCACUGCCGCCAACCUGAUGGCUGGCAGGACGAAAGCCCAGGUGUCCUCGGCAGCAGCAGGAGCCGUCGAUCAAUGCGCUAGCAGUCUACCUGAUCAUUAGCAGCGCUGCUGCUCUAUAGAAGUACCUGUGUGACCCAAUUAAACAAGGCCCUUCAUCAUCAGACUAAUGAGGAGAACAAUGACGUUGAACAGCAGCAUUCAGAUUUAGGAGAGAAACAAAGUGCCGAAUGACAAGGAAGGCGAGCAGUAGCAGCAGCACAUCUAACAGAAACAAUCGACAAACACACACAGGACGACCCUCCCGGUCGCCAGUCGCCCUUUGUGAGCUGCGCGAAUUGCGCAAGUCGUUAUAUAGAAGAACUAUAUAUAUACGCUUAUUGCCAAAUUCAUCUUGGUCGUUGGCCGUGUGCUGACGAACACAUCCACAUGCAGACAUCUCGGCUCAUUGACUUCCAACACCCAGCAAAGUUCUUUUGUGUCGCCGACGAAUUGGGACUUGUUCACAUGUUGAUGAAAGUCGUCAUUUGUAUUGCCGCGUCAUUGUCAGCAGCAGCAGCAGCAGUCAAGAGGUGGAUGACGUUCUCUUCUCUUUGAUGCUGCUGCUGCUGCCAUCAAAAGGUGGGAUUAUACGGUUAAAUACUUCAACACGAUGUGAAUCUCGUCUAAAUAGACGCGCGCCCGGAGCCCGGAGCCCGGCGCCCGUUAAUCUUCACGCUAGCGCUGCUGCAAUAAGAUUGCCACGGUCAACAACAAUCGCGGAGCCGUGGCGGCAAGCAGCGAGCAGUCGGCGGAAAGAGAAAGGAAAAGACGAACCCCCGGUCUGAUGAUUAACAUGGACCCGAGAGACUAUAGGCGUUAUUUCCUAUAGUAAAUGAAUCGUCGCCCCGCGAUGUAUGGGGCUGGCGCGAGUUGCUGCCGGACAUGAUACAUUGUGGGUACCAGCAGCUGCCAUCAGCAGUACACCACCUCCGCGAUCACGAAACCUACAGGAGGAAUGGUAAAUCACGCGCCAUGAAGAGAUAUAUUUAUAAUUUACAAACAAGCCUGCACACAUUAUAAUAUAGAACCCAGCAAAGGAUUCUGCGGCCCCUUCUUCUUCUUCUUCUUCCGGCUGCUCGCUGUAUAUAUGUGCGUUGCUCAUCAUCCGACCAGCAGCAUGUGUACAGACCAGUACGACAUCCUCGCUGCGCCUAUACCAGCAUCAGCUGCUUGACGGAACAUAUUGCUGGCCACAGAGCUUAACAUCACCAUCCUAUUUUCGGUUUUGAUUAGACGUUGGCUGACGUCUGCAUCGUGUACAUACAGACGUCAAACCCCUGUACCAGAGUAUAUGAUUGCUGACGGCCGGAGACUAUAUAGGAGCAGGAGGUCAAUAUAAUCGACGAAACGUCUUCUUUCGUCCAAAGGUGAUUGAUGUCGAUGAAGAGACAUCGCGAAUAAAAAUGUGCCGGCAGAGGCGAACAUACAUCAUCUAGAACACGGACGGGCGAUUCCGGCGUGACGUCUAUACGAGACUAUAUAGUACAUAUUUGUAUGCCAAAAGUAAUAUAACGAUGGGAAUGUUGACGCGCAAAAAUGCCGGAGAAUUGACAUGGCAAAUACUUAACAACGACAAGUGAAGAGCGAAUCGAUUCAACCCUCCUCCCCCUUCCUUCCUUUCUUAUUUUUAAUGUUAUUACAUUUUUUUAUAUAUUUAAAAUCCGGUAUACGGUAUAUACAGUAUAUAUAUUUCCCUCCUGUUCUUUGCUGUUUGCUUUCGUUUUCCUUUCUGUUGCUGCCGCUGGCGUAGCAUCAUCAUCGAUCCCGCGGGUUCUGUUUGCCGAUAUUUUAUGGCCAAGUUUUUCCACCCUUUUCGAUCGACCGUUGGACAUCUUGCGACGAGUCGUUGGACUUUACUUUUUCCUCCCUCGGCUUGACAGCUUUAGUCCACUGACUUACUCCUUUCUCCUUUAUACGAUUAUACGACGACUGGCAAACUUUUUUGUUUUUUGUUUUUUGUUUUUUACUUUUUCUUUUUUAUUUAACCAUCCAGCGUGAUUGCAAUCGGAAUCCAAGGAAUCGAGGGGGAGUGUCAUCUGGGACCUGCUAUGUCUCCUUCUUUUUAUUUCGACACGGAAGAAAGCGGAAAAAAAGAGAAGAGUCAAAUAAAAUAAAAAAUAAAAGCAAAGUUGACUUUUUUUUUUGGUUUGAUUGCCCUGUCCUUCUUUUAUUUUCUUCUUUUUUUUCAUCCCCCCGAUUCGAUUUAUACGCGGAUGAAGAGCGUGUCUAUAGCGACGGCACGUGUAUCCGCCGCGUGUUUGACGCCGAUGGACUGACGUUUGGAAGGGAAAAGCAUCUGCCGAUCACACGUGACUGUGCCGAGAUGAACUGAAAUUGACUAUUUAUACGUAUAUUAUAUUCAGAAGGCUCAAUGCAUAUAGGGCGUAGAUCGAUUGAGUUCUAUUAUACGUCUUACUCGAUCUGCUCACUAUGAAUUAUCGCAUUAGGAUUAUCAUUGUAUUUAUAGUAAGACUCUUAUCAUAUAUACACACCUAUAUUAUACCCGGAGAGAUCCGCAGCAGCACUUGUGUGCAGGCACGGAUUUCUCGUCGGCCCACGAUUGGGAGUGAUGCGUACAUUAUUCAGUCGUGUCUGCACUUUCCCAGCACAAAGCAGGUCCGCAGCACCGAAUCUAAAUGCAUCCAUAGUUAAUCCGCAUCGGCUUCCUUCCUGAUGUGCUGUCGCACACUGCUGUUAUAUAUACGUCCGUCGUAUAUAUACUGUAUGAACACAUACCGAUGCCUGCAUAUUAAGUAUUCGAAAGGGGACCACCAGUCGUCGUUGAGCACAAAGCAUCACCUCCUCUUCUGUUAUUCAUUUCUUCGACUUAUUUGUUUUUCUUUUGCCUUGAGGAGUAGUCAACGGCACGCCAUGACAACGUCUCGGUACAUAUAAUAUCUACCCAGAAGAACGACUUGUUAAACUCUUCGGUCGUGUAUUAUAGAGCUACAUACACCUUUCGAGUUGCCACGGGGUUUAUUGUUGACUUGUAACCGGCAACGCCUCCCACGUUUAACGUCCCAUUGUCUAAGCGGCCCCGCGUGCAACUUUUGUCUUAUUAAAACAAAGGAGAGAGAGAGACAGAGAGAGAGAGAGGAAAUAAAGUUCUAAGAUGAUCAUCAAGGCUCUGCUCUAAUGUUAUAUAUACUCGUCUCUCUCCUGCUAUGACGACAGCAGCAGCAGCAGCAGCAGCAGGCGGUAUCAGUGUCUGCUGGUGACGCUGGCGCUUGAAAUACAAAAAAAAGGAUAGGAAAACUUUUUGGUGAUGUCUUUACAUCACGGAUGGGGGAGGUGAGUGAGGGCAAUCUGUUUGCCAGCGCCAGCAUGAUGAAGUGACAACCGAUCGAUUUGCAGCCUACCAUCUUGGCCACCAGCACAAGGUGGUGGCUGGCACAGCGCUUGUGUGCUGUAUACAUGUGUGUAUAUAUUACUACUUUGUGGUCGCCCAGGAAGAGUGAUGUUGUUAUAAGAGUGGCCGGUUUAUGUGUGUGUUCGACAUCAUGUUUCUGCUCACGUGUAACGCAAUACGACGUUCAAAAACUUCGUCUGUGCGGACAAAACAAAACAAAACAAAACAAAAUAAAAUAAAGACGCAUUGGUUUUUAGUUUCUUUGGAUGGUUUUUGGACUUCUGCUAUAUCCUCGUCUGUAUUAUAUGGUCUCCCCCCCCUUAUUCUCUAUUUUGAAAUUGCUUCAUCUUUUGGACGGUGAUCUGAUUCCCUAGAAACUUGUAAAUAUCCUGACGUCGCGUAUAUAACUGUACAUGCAAUGAAUUAUAAAACCAAUACAACCUAUUUUGUCUGAUGUGUGUAUAUGUCUAAAACUUGAGACGCCAAAGUGAUGAGCCCGAUCACAACAUGUUACUGCUGUGAAGAAAUAUACAAAGUCUACCGCGGCGCGUACAUUCUUCGACGUCCUUAUUGUUCCCUGUCGUUUCUUUCUUCUUGGAAUUGAAAUUGCUUUGUCGUAAUUAUUCUAGU
Daphnia pulex (common water flea) is the source of this 6635-nucleotide messenger RNA. Its product is annotated as alpha-1A adrenergic receptor-like. The transcript has 3 exons. The record is from RefSeq and is a predicted model, not a curated record. Gene Ontology annotation, molecular function: alpha1-adrenergic receptor activity. Gene Ontology annotation, cellular component: membrane. The coding region runs from base 633 to 2717 and encodes 694 amino acids. Gene Ontology annotation, biological process: adenylate cyclase-activating adrenergic receptor signaling pathway; cell-cell signaling; positive regulation of cytosolic calcium ion concentration. NCBI's taxonomy places the organism in Eukaryota, Metazoa, Arthropoda, Branchiopoda, Diplostraca, Daphniidae.